Hydractinia symbiolongicarpus is the source of this 849-nucleotide messenger RNA. RefSeq lists its product as uncharacterized. NCBI's taxonomy places the organism in Eukaryota, Metazoa, Cnidaria, Hydrozoa, Anthoathecata, Hydractiniidae. The record is from RefSeq and is a predicted model, not a curated record. The coding region runs from base 1 to 849 and encodes 282 amino acids. The transcript is spliced from 2 exons.
AUGCCUAUACCAACGCACUUGCCAUGCAUUUCAGUGAGUGUUAACAGUGAUCGUGAUUCUUUGAUAUCGCAAUACUUCUCUCAAGACAUGACAAAUCUUGAAAUAAUAUCUUUUCUUGCAAUUCAUCACAGUAUUUACAUAAGUUUGUCAACAUUGAAAAGAAGUUUAAAAAAAAUGUGCUUGAGACGACGCAUUGGUCAGUACGAGUCCAAAGAGGAAGUGAUUCAAGCGAUUUCAAGUGAAUUGACUGAAAGUGGAAAGUCACUAGGCUACAGAAAGCUGUGGAAGGCCAUAAAGGCAAACGGAAUAUCAGCCAGAAGAUCAUCUGUCAUGGAAAUUUUAAGAGAGUUGGAUCCAGUAGGAGUUGAAAGUCGCGCAAAGAAACGGUUGAGGCGCCGAAUCUACAGCGUACCUGGGUCAGAUUUUUUAUGGCACUUGGACGGGCAUGACAAACUGAAGCCCUACGGUUUCAGUAUACACGGUUGUAUUGACGGGUUUUCCCGCCGAUUAAUUUGGCUCGAAGUUGGACCCACAAAUAAACGACCAGAAGUUGUUGCCAACUAUUUCUUAGAAGCUGUAACCCAGUUGAACAGACUACCUACUAGAAUAAGAAGCGAUGACGGGACCGAGAACAGCAUAAUCGAGGCCAUUCAGAUAUGCAUGAGGGCUGAUCACACGGAUGAGUAUGCUGGUCUCGGCAGUUUCAUCGUGGGAUCCUCUCCGAACAAUCAAAGGAUUGAAUGUUUUUGGUCGCAGUUGGCCAAGGAUAGACCAAUGUGGUGGAGAGAGUUUUUUGCAGAGCUUUCUGGGAUGGGCUAUUUGGAUGGUGGCAAUGUAUUGAUUGCUUAA